Caenorhabditis elegans is the source of this 963-nucleotide messenger RNA. RefSeq lists its product as uncharacterized. NCBI's taxonomy places the organism in Eukaryota, Metazoa, Nematoda, Chromadorea, Rhabditida, Rhabditidae. The transcript is spliced from 4 exons. The record is from RefSeq and is marked reviewed. The coding region runs from base 28 to 723 and encodes 231 amino acids.
UUUUCCAACCCAUCGAAACAAUCCAAAAUGUUUGGAAAAAUACUGACGACAUCGCUUUUAAUUGCGAUGACUUUUGCUGCGCCUUCCACUGAAGAAGGCAAAAGCAGCAAACGUCGUCAAUACAUUGCUCCACUCGCUGGAGCGGCUCAAGUUCCACGUAACCCUCUGUUCUUCGCAGCUCCAGCUCUUCCAGUAGCUGCUGCUCCAGCCCUCGUCCGACCGGCAUUCGCUCCAGUACCAGUUGCCGCAGCUCCAGCUUUUGCUCCAGUUCCAGUUGCUGCACCAAUGGUCCGCCCAAUGCUUCAACAGCCAGCUAUUGUUGCUCCAGUUGCUCCAGUUGUUGCACCAGUUGGACAAUGCCCAGGAGGACCAUCCCUUCCAAUUGAAUGUGAUCCAAAGAGACCAUGGCCACAAUGCCCACCACAAUCUUAUUGCUAUGCCACCAACUCUGUUGAUAUUGGACCAUAUUUCUGUUGCCCAAUCUGGUCCACCUAUGGAGCGGCCUGGCGUCCAGCUACUCCAUUCUACAACUACGUUCCACCAGUUCCAGCCAACUGGCCAGAUGUAGCAAGAAUGACCGCUAAUUGGCCCGCUGCUGCAGUUGCCAUGCCACUCAAGGCUCGCAAGCAACAGAAAAAUGAGGGAGAUGAUGAGGAGACUGAAGAUGAGCAAAAGAUCGGAUCUGCCAUAGAUGGAUGGGUUGAGCGUCAAGCUAAAUUGUAAGCAACGAAUCGAAACCGUGGUGGAGAAGAGCCAAAAAACACUUCAUUCCACAACCUAUGUCUGUACAAAUUGCGAAUCAACGAACUUUUAGUAAUAUUUAUUGUGUUUUCGAAGCUUCUUUGCCAAAUUGUUUUCAAGUAUUACCUCUUUGAAAUUUGCCAUCUAAAUAUUAUUUCAACACAUCGACAAACAGUAUUUAGUUUUUUUUUGGUAUUAUUUCAAAUGAAAACUUUGCCAUCC